GCUCUGUGAAUUCGUACGUGGUCCGCGCAGUGCUGUAAGGUUCUCUGCUAUGAGCGGUCAGUCGCGAUAUAUUUUUGUUAGUGUAAAUGUGCCUUAAGUUAAUAGUAAAAAAAAAUUUUUUUUUUUCGCUAACCCAAAAUAAUGGUUCAGAAAAUCGCCCCGAAAAUCGGAAGCCCCAUUCACAGAGGCAUGGCAACCUCCCUAGAUGCCACCGAAGAGAUGGCGGAUUACGAAACCGCGCUGGACAAAGCAGGGUAUGGCCGCUUCAGCCGGAGUGCUUUAGGAGCGUGCGUGUGCGCUUUCUUCGCAUCAGGAGUGCAGAACUGCAUUAUGUCUUACGUCCUGCCGGCGGCCAGAUGUGAACUACAACUGACGACAUACCAAGCAGGGUUGAUCAAUAUGGCUUUUAUGAGCGGUGGUGUCGCGAGUGCGUUCUUCUGGGGUAUUGUGGGCGAUGUCUUCGGCAGGAAGAGCACCCUAAGCUUGACAUUGCUCCUGGACGCAGCGAUAACUUUAGCCCAGAGCACCGUUCCAGACUACAGACUUCUGCUGGCAGCUAGAACCAUCAAUGGGUUCAUUAUAGGAGGUCCAGCUACACUGGUCUUUACGUAUUUAUCAGACCUAGUUGGAGUUAAGAAGAGACAAUUCUAUCUUAGCAUGGUGGGAAUGAGUUUUGUUGCGGCCUGGUUACUUUUGCCUGCACUCGCCUGGAUGGUGAUUCCAUUUAAAAUCCCGGACUAUCCAACGCUCUUGCCAAUUUACUCGUGGAGGCUGUUUCUUGCCCUGGGCAGUCUACCGGGCUUCAUCGCGGGAAUCUGGGUGCUGUACUUACCUGAAAGUCCUAGGCUGCUUUUGGACACAAACCGAGGCGAGAAAGCGUUGAAGUUAAUAGCUAAUAUUCAUAAAGCUAAUAAUGGCAAGAAUUCGGAUUUCAAGAUCAAAAAGCUGAUAGCCGACAAUAUAUUCGUGGCGAAAACUCUAAAUGUUGAUGAAAAUAAAACGAUUACUUUGCUGAUGGGAGUUUUGAAGGAUUUGAAGAUAUUUGUGUCGAAGAGCUACGCUAUGAAAUCCAGUCUCAUACUUUUCGUGUUCUUCGCUAAUAUGGCGGCAGGAUUUGGCCUAAACAUGUGGAUCCCAGAACUGCUACUCAGGAUGCAGGGAAGAGAAUGCAAGAGCGCCGCGUUGAAUCAGACCGCCUCAGCUCUCCACAAUGGAACGCACGUGGCUUGGAAGGAACUCACCAAACUAUACGACUCAUAUGCUAAGCCUGAACUGGUGGCCAAUUAUAACAGCACUGGUUUUGAAGGUCACGGAUGGCGCGAAGAAAAAUGCGAUGCCACUAUGGAUGACGAGAUCUUCACGUCAGGCCUAAUCGUGGGAGCUUGCUGCGUGCUCGGUAAUGCUGCGUGCGCUAUCCUCUGUGCCAAGGGUGGGGCUCGAGGAGUCAAGAACUCAGCGGCCGCGUGCGCUGGGGCCUGUGCCCUGGCUUCCGCCUGUUUGGCAGCGAGCGCAUGUUCCUGCUCCAACUCCAACAAGAUAGCUGUAGCGGCUGCAGCAGCUUUGAAUGCUGCUUCUCUGAAUGGAAACGUGCUGUUGAUCAGACUGUUGUUGAAUGCUUUACCAGCGAAAUUGAGUGGCCUUGGGGUUUGCUGGGGUGCAUGGUGGGGCAGAGCAGGUGGUGUGGCUUCCAAUCUAGCAGUAGGAGCAUUGCUAGACCUCUCCUGUCCAGCCCCUUUUAUUGCCGUAGCAGCUUUAUUAGCUUUAUCAAUAGGCUGCAUAAUGGUGAUCAAGAUAGAUGAAUCACAAGACGAAACGCGAAAAGAAGAAGACAAUUCGAAUAUAGAAAGAUACAUAUCAACUUACAUGUAGAUAGAAAAAUAUGAUUAAUCGCUAAUUGAAUUAGAAGUAUAAUGCCUUGAAACGCAUUAAGAAUUUAAAACUUUAACUGCAAGAAUAAAUCGAUUAAUUUUGUAUAGUCCCUGUUUUUGAAACAUCAUUUUUGCAAUGAUCAUGUUUGGGACCUCCACUCCUAGGCCCUUUUAAAAACGUAAUAGCAACUAUAUGUUGUAUCUAUAGAUACAUAAUAAGUAUGUUAUAAUAUUAUUGGACUUGGUCAAACAGAAUGAUAGAUUUUUUAUGUAAUAAAAAUCUUAACUGCAAUAGUUGUAUAAUGACACGGCAGUUAAUGCUACUCCAAGAUGACGUCAUAAGGAAUUGCGUUCGUCCUUGUUUCCUUCGUGGAUUGACUCGAUGGCGCAGUAGUUAAUACCAUUGACUGCUGGAACGAGGGUCACAGGUUCUAUUCCCACAUGGAGCGAACAUUCGUGUGAAUUGUUUGUUUUUUGUCUUAGUGUUUUAUAAUUGUGUAUGUGGAUGUCGAAGCGUAUGCUUAAACUAUGUCAAUGGUCUCUGGUUCUUACAGUUUAGCGAAUUCUAGAUUGAAGUUAGAUGAGUGAUGGUGUGUGAUUGGUCUUACAUUAUUUAUUUAUUUAAUUGAUGCCGGACAGGUGUUUGUAGAAGUGAAACAAAAGCUUAGCUUAACUUAUAUUUCGAAUUAUAAACGCGGAUCAAAAAUAGACUUUUGAUAUUAUAGACUGUGAUCUUAAAUUUUUUAUUAAUCAUUGAUUAAAUCAAAUUAAAUGUUUAUUGACGACUGUUCGCACUUACCUUGGUGGAGUUUAGUUAUAUUUUUAUAGUAAAAAAAAUUGUAUAUUUAAAAACAAAAUGUAAUCAUACGUUUCACUGGUGGUAGGACCUCUUGUGAUACUGGUGGUAGGACUCCUGUGAGUUCGCGCGGGUGGGUACCACCGCCCUGACUAUUUCUGCCGUGAAGCAGUAAUGCGUUUCGGCUUGAAGGGUGGGGCAGCCGUUGUAACUAUACUGAGACUUAGAACUUAUAUCUCAAGGUGGGUGGCGCAUUUACGUUGUGGAUGUCUAUGGGCUCCAGUAACCACUUAACACCAGGUGCGCUGUGAGCUCGUACACUCACCUAAGCAAUAAAAAAAAAACGUAUUAGAUAUUAAGGUAACAAUUUGUAGAUCCAUUUUUUUCAACUGACAAUUAAUGUCAUUUGUUACUGUAAUAAAAUUUGUAAAUUUAAAUCUUACCUUUCGUAAUUUUUUUCGUACCUUUCAAUUUUUUUAUAUUUUAUUGGUUUAAUGAUCUGUUUAUUUUGUUAUUAUUUUCUUCUGUAAUUAGAGAUUGAUUCGUUAAAAGCUUUUAAAAUCUUAACUUAAAAAAACCCAUGCCUACAUUAUAAGUAGUUAUUAAGAUCUCGUUAGUAAAAUUUAGUAGCGACAUAUCUUUGUAAUAUUUUUAAUAUUAUGUAUGAAUUUCGCGCCACAAAAUGGAAAAAUAAUAUUUGUGUACAAAAAAUUAAGUAAAACUUU
Bombyx mori (domestic silkworm) is the source of this 3389-nucleotide messenger RNA. Its product is annotated as synaptic vesicle glycoprotein 2B. Gene Ontology annotation, biological process: transmembrane transport. Gene Ontology annotation, molecular function: transmembrane transporter activity. The record is from RefSeq and is a predicted model, not a curated record. Gene Ontology annotation, cellular component: membrane. The transcript is spliced from 11 exons. The coding region runs from base 142 to 1869 and encodes 575 amino acids. Lineage: Eukaryota; Metazoa; Arthropoda; Insecta; Lepidoptera; Bombycidae.